Molecule: messenger RNA, 801 nt
Organism: Plasmodium fragile
Lineage: Eukaryota; Apicomplexa; Aconoidasida; Haemosporida; Plasmodiidae
Exons: 1
Coding region: 1-801 (266 amino acids)
Source: RefSeq, a predicted model, not a curated record
AUGGGUGAAACUAAUGUAGAAGCACUACUACAACAGAAUAAUAGUCUGUUCAGGAAACAGUGCAUCGGUUCAGUGGAUGAACAUGACGAAACCUACCUGCAGGACCGUUCCGAUGUAACAAAGCAUGGUGAUAGCUCUAAUUCACGAUCUAGAAAGAGUAGUCCCCGCGCGAGUUCAAGGAAAAAGUCGAAAAGUACGAUGGAUCGUGGUAACGUGGACAAAUCCAACGAGUCUUUAAACUUGAAUAAUUUUGAUGAGCAUCAAUGCAAGGUAAAGUUUGGAGGAUCAUCGAUUUUUGGCAGCACGGAGAGUCUAUUUGAAGAACGAAGUGAUCAUGGUAACGACGUUGAUCAGGGCUUUAGCUCGUCCAUGCUCUUUGACAGCAUGGAUAGUAUAUUCGAGAACGGAGCCGAUGACAUUUUUAAUAAUAAGGACAAAGUGCAUAAACAUGCAAAUGCUGACAGUAUGGACAGUAUAUUCCCAGAAGGAGCCAAUGGCGACGAUUCUGACAGAAGCCAGGAAAUUACAGAACCCAUGACCUUUGACAGCAGUGACAGUUUGUUCGAAAAACGAGAUGAUGUUGAUCUCGAAGAAAAGAACAGAAUGGCUGAAUCAUCCGGAUAUCAUAAUAAGGAUAAAAAAUACUCUACCAGAGAAGGAUUGGAUGCAGAUGAUGAAGUUGACAAUUACAUUGAUAAAUUACGACAACCAAAUGAAUUGUCCGGCACACAUAGUGGAGAUUUUUUUGAGAACACGUCUUUGGGCAAAAUGCUCAGAAAAUUAGAUCUCAACGUUGGAUGA